GCCAUAUUGGAAGAAAACAUAAUGGGGGUUUGGUUAUAGACGUAUUUCUGUUGUUUUGAUUUUUCAUAAAUUAAUUGGUAAAUUUUCUUGCUAAAAUUCCACAUAUACCUAAAUUUUAAGGUUAAGAUGGGGAAUUAAAGAACAGGACACCUAAUGGACAUGAAAAGACUUCUCUAAUGAAACCUAGCCAUUGAACAUGCUUACUGGCCGCUGUAUUGAGGAAAGGUAUGUGGUCUUCGCAGGGUACAGCGCAACCUGCUCCACAACAGCAGAACCAGCAGCAACAGCGCACUCUAGGGCUGACGUCGGCCAUUACACUCGCUGGUCCCAAGCCCAUUGACUAUCAAAAAACUAAUGAACUUGUAGAGACGCUUAAGCCGUACAAUGUUAUGGAAACCGAGGAAGAACUCAAUCACAGAAUGGAAAUAUUGAGCAAAUUAAACAGCCUAGUUAAAGAAUGGAUUCGAGAGGUUAGCAUUAGCCGAAACAUGCCCGAAAGUGUCGCUAAUUCCGUCGGUGGCAAGAUCUACACCUUUGGCUCUUACCGCCUCGGCGUCCAUCAUAAGGGUGCUGAUAUUGAUGCUCUCUGUGUUGCACCUAGGCAUAUCGACAGGUCUGAUUAUUUCACAACAUUCUUCGAAAUACUUAAGUCACAUCCUGAAGUAACAGACUUGAGGGCUGUGGAAGAAGCGUUUGUUCCUGUGAUAAAAAUGAAUUUCGACGGGAUCGAAAUUGAUAUGCUGUUUGCCAGGCUGGCUCUUAAAGAAAUUCCGGAUUCAAUGGACCUGAAAGAUGAUUUGUUGCUCAAAAAUCUUGAUCAGAAAUGUGUUAGAAGCCUAAAUGGUUGCAGGGUUACUGACGAGAUCCUGCGGUUAGUACCUGAUAUAGAAAAUUUUCGUCUCACCCUUAGAACUAUAAAGCUGUGGGCUAAAAAACAUGGCGUUUAUAGUAACGUGAUGGGUUACUUGGGUGGAGUGAGCUGGGCGAUGCUCGUAGCUCGAACAUGCCAGUUAUAUCCUAACGCUGUUGCAGCCACGUUAGUUCACAAAUUUUUUUUAGUUUUUUCCCAAUGGAAGUGGCCACAGCCUGUUCUGCUGAAACAACCGGAUCAGGUCAAUCUUGGAUUUCCUGUUUGGGAUCCCAGGGUUACAGUAUCUGAUAGGUACCAUCUCAUGCCUAUUAUCACUCCUGUAUACCCUCAGCAGAAUUCAACAUUCAAUGUUUCUGCAUCUACAAGAAUUAUUCUCCAGGAAUCUUUUAAUAAUGGCUUAGCGAUUACUGAUGAAAUUUUCAACGGAAAGGCUUCAUGGGACAAAUUAUUUGAAGCGCCGAAUUUUUUCCUGAAGUACAAGCACUUUAUUGUGUUACUGGCUAAGUCUGGGAGCCAAGAGGAACAGCUAGAAUGGUGUGGGCUGAUCGAGUCGAAGGUUCGUCACCUUGUCGGCAACCUGGAGCGUAACCAGUACAUCAGCCUGGCCCACGUCAACCCUGAGUGCUUUCCUGGACCACCACCACCCCCUGGGGAAUCUCAAGGGCCCACGUCGAUGUGGUUCAUUGGCAUCGUAUUCAGGAAGCAAGAAAACCUUAAUGUUGAUCUCACUUAUGAUAUACAGUCCUUCACCACUUCUGUAUUAUUUUCAGUACAUCGACAGGCUUCAGCGAUCAAGAUGAUUAAGGACUCGAUGAAGAUAGAAGCUAGACAUGUUAAGAGAAAACAGCUUAGUGCUUACCUGCCGGCUCAUGUACUGAAGCGAGAGAAAAAGGUAGCAGGAGCAUCCAGAAACAGUACAUCUCCUCCGAUCCGUAAAAAUGGUGUGACAGCUCAACCGCCUCCGCCGGUUAUUUUUGAUGCUACUAAAAAGCGUCAUUCUGAUUCAUCCCUCGACUUGUUGCAGAAGAAACAAAAGUUAGACCAAACACUUCCUGAAAUGGAUGGGGAUACACCUAUGAACAGGAUUGUUGUUUCUUGCGGUGAAGAUUCUAAUUCCUCACUAUCUGCUGAGGAGCAUAAUCGUCACCAUGAAAUACUUGACUCAAGUAAAACAACUUUAGAGAAUAAGAAAGCUAACAAUAUGCAAGAAGAGGUUAUCUGUUUAUGAUAAAAAUAUGCGGAAUCAGAAUAACAUUGACUGAGGUGGUUACACCACUCGGGGAUCUAUAUAUGUAUCUUUUAUAUAUAGAUAAUGCUACCUCUGUACCUGGUGAGGUGAAGGGUCGCUCAGAUCUUAAUCUGUAAGUGACGGUAAGUACGUUGGGGUUCUGAAAAUGGAAGGCCGUGGACGAUUUCAAUAUUAUAAUGUUUCAUACUUUUUUUUUCCUUUUUGUAAUAUGUAUGUAUAUAAUAUAUAAAUAUAUUUAU
Molecule: messenger RNA, 2359 nt
Organism: Nezara viridula (southern green stink bug)
Lineage: Eukaryota; Metazoa; Arthropoda; Insecta; Hemiptera; Pentatomidae
Source: the annotation of a GenBank genome assembly